GUCGGCAACUGCUAGCCAUCCGUUUUUCUCAGCAGACUAUGUGGCUAAGAUAGUCGCUUUGGCGCGUGAUGGGGAUGCGGCCAAGCAGCCAGCUUCCAGUGCGAACCGAUUCACAUUAAAAAUGCCGGAGCGACAGAGGCCGUACAACUACUUGAAUUUGUUAUUAAUACGGGGGAAUGACUACUUAAUAGUAUUUUGGCAUAAGUACUAGCUGUCUGAUGAAAGAGACGUGUAUUUAUUUGACGUAGAGUUUUCCAAUUUAUUGCCUCACCGCGAAAUAUUGAUAUAAUUAGUAUACUCUCAACACAAAAACAGAAUCAUCACGACCGGCCACGCGGCAUUUGGAGGUCCCAGUGGGGGAGCGAUUUCAAUUCCAGGCGACGCAGUAGACGAACAGGGAAGGCCUGUCUUGAGGUGCGGCGUUCCUCUAAACCCUCAGACAGCUUGCUACGAUUCUGUCGCGACUGACUUCGUGCUUGUCAAAGGUCAAUAUUUUAAUCGAUG
Molecule: messenger RNA, 504 nt
Organism: Amoebophrya sp. A25
Lineage: Eukaryota; Dinophyceae; Syndiniales; Amoebophryaceae
Source: the annotation of a GenBank genome assembly